AUGGGAAUUUUUUAUGACCUUCAAAACCGUUCAAAAGGAGAAGCAAAUGUUCAAAUUACAAACGAAAAAGAAUAUACUUUCAAUUAUCCUUGCGGAUCUCUGUAUGACUGUACUCCUUAUGUUGUAAUUCUUCCUGCCGGCCAUUACACUUUUGAAACAUGGGGUGCACAAGGAGGAAGUUAUUAUAACAAUAAUGGCGGAAGAGGAGGAUACUCUGUUGGCUCCAUCUCCUUAAAAGCUUCCACUGUCGGCUUUUUACAUAUCGGUGGCAAAGGAACUGCCACAAAUAUUCAAGGAAAACAAUCUGGCGGUUUUAAUGGAGGCGGAUAUGGGCAAUGCGACCUCUCUGGAACAAAAGGAGCUGGAGGAGGAGGGGCUACAGAUAUAAGGCUCAUUAGAGACACAUUAUAUAGCCGUGUUAUUGUGUCUGGUGGUGGUGGGUCUGGAUUUGGAUAUGUUUAUAAUUUCAACUCAAAGGCACAUAGUUCAGGGGGUUAUGGAGGGGGAGAAAAAGGGGAAGAUACCAAAGUUCACCCAGAAGAAUCCAGUUUUACUGGAGGUGGAGGAAAUCAAACCAAUCCUGGAUACACUCCAUCAUACCAAUCAUAUGUUAUUCCUGCAAAAUUCGGUGAAGGGGGAUCCUACACUAAAAAUGGAGGUGAUAGCGAUUCGCCAGGUGGUGGAGGGGGCUGGUUUGGAGGCUCUUCUCCAGGAGAUUCUGGCUUAGGCGCAGCUGGUGGUUCUGGAUAUAUUCUGACUGAGUCCUCAUAUAAACCUCCUGAAUAUGAAUUGACCUCUGAAUACUACAUGAAAUCCAUUUCUCAAUUAAACGGAAUUAGAGAAGGAAAUGGGAUGAUUCGAAUAACAAUCAAUGAGAUAUAUGAAGAAUUAAAAGACAAAUGUAAGAAAUAUUGUACUUUUUCACAUAUAUGUCCAAAUUCAAUAUCUUCAUUAUUAAUUAUUUCAUUAUAUCCUCCACGCAGACGAUAA
This is a messenger RNA of Trichomonas vaginalis G3, 990 nucleotides long. Its product is annotated as glycine-rich protein family. The record is from RefSeq and is a predicted model, not a curated record. NCBI's taxonomy places the organism in Eukaryota, Parabasalia, Trichomonadida, Trichomonadidae. The transcript has a single exon. The coding region runs from base 1 to 990 and encodes 329 amino acids.